AUGUCCUGGCAAUCCUAUGUUGACACGAGCCUUGUUGGCACCGGCCACAUCGAUAAGGCCGCCAUCAUCAGCGCCGCUGGUGACAGCACCUGGGCUGUGACUCCCGGCUUCGAGGUGAAGCCCGAUGAGAUGAAGUUCAUCGCCGCCGUCGUCGCCGAGAACGGGAACGCCGAGGGCCCUAACGUUAAGAAGGUUUUCGCCGACGGUAUCCACGUUGGCGGUCAGCGUUACGUUGCCUUCAACGUCGAGGGUCGUCACGUCUACGGUCGUCAGGGCAAGACCGGCAUCGUCAUCGUCAAGACGACACAGGCCAUCCUCGUUGCCCACUACGGCGAGAACCACGUUACCGGCAACUCGACACAGACCGUCGAGGCGCUCGCCGAUUACCUCAUCAAGGCUGGCUACUAA
Neurospora tetraspora is the source of this 408-nucleotide messenger RNA. Its product is annotated as profilin. Gene Ontology annotation, cellular component: cell cortex. The record is from RefSeq and is a predicted model, not a curated record. Lineage: Eukaryota; Fungi; Ascomycota; Sordariomycetes; Sordariales; Sordariaceae. Bases 1 to 408 code for a protein of 135 amino acids. The transcript is spliced from 5 exons. Gene Ontology annotation, molecular function: actin monomer binding.